Physcomitrium patens is the source of this 2862-nucleotide messenger RNA. RefSeq lists its product as uncharacterized. NCBI's taxonomy places the organism in Eukaryota, Viridiplantae, Streptophyta, Bryopsida, Funariales, Funariaceae. The record is from RefSeq and is a predicted model, not a curated record.
CACUUCCGAUUUACAAUCAUUCUUCAGAUACCUAUAUAAGAAGUUGUGCCUCGCGAAACGACUCCUCAAUACUGCAGUUCCUCAUUUCGAUCAAAAUGUCUUCUUAUCCAUUCAAAGGGUUUCAAGUGCCAGGGCGAUGGCGAUGGUGGUGGUCACGAGAUGGUUAAGUGGGGAUGCAGGUACGUAAUUUUUCGGCAGAAACGCACUGCUGCAUAAGCACGUAAGGUCCCUGCAAAGCUGCCGUCGUUCUCCACGGGCUUGUUGGCAAUCACGACAAGCUGAGGGCAGUGCAGGUCGAAGCAACGCUUCGGUGGAUGAUUCCCUGUGCGAAAGAAGACAUUCUGUGACGAUGGAGUGAAUGGUACUGGAACCCUAAAUAUGGUUGGAGGGCAGUCUCACAAAGUGGACAUAGGGCUGAAUUCCGAAGCAAGGGGUUGGGUAGUUCCACAGCAAAGUGGAAAUUCCUUUGGAGGAACCUAUGCUCAAGGGCCUUUCAAGAGGUCCUUCUCGCAAUCUUCAAGAGACUCAAUGAAGCUCAUCUCGAACAGUGCAUCAGCCACAAGUUUGGACAUAAAUUACAGAGACCGAUAUCCUCACAUGGAACAGCGCGAGCAGCAGCAGAGAGGUGGAGAAGGUGCCGAAGCGGAACAGCGAAGCGCCUACAGGUCCCAACUGGGCCGCGACCGGGGAUGGGGCCUAGAAGAUCGUGCCGGGGUAGAGGCUAACUACGAAGAGAUAGCGGGUAUAAGAGGAGACAUGAGCGUGAGUGAGGGAUCGCAGAGUGAAGGCACUGACGAAGAGGAUGACGAGGAAGACGAUGAUGAGGAUGAUGACGAUGAUGAAGGUGACAUGGUUGAGAACGAAGUUGACGAUGCCGACGAUGACAAGGAAGGACAAGAAUUGCCUGAGCAGGGUGGAGGGAUGAGUAGUAUUGGCAUGGGGUUAAACUUGCCAAUGAUCCCAACGGCAGGCUUGGACCACUUGGGCUACAUGCGACGGGAGCCGCUGAGAGUGGAUGGAGGAUUUCAAAGAAACAUGUUGAAAGCUCCCAUUGGGAUGACGGGAGCGAGCAACUCGCCUUUCGGAAUGUUUCAUUCGACAUCGGCAACAAUGCCUUUCCUGAGCUCAUUCUCGUCGCCCUCCAACUCAGCUCUUCAAAUCGGAGCUGGAGGUCACUCUGAUGUGACGCCCACUCAGAACAGAGGCGGAAUGGGAGACAUCGGAUACGCGUCAGGCGCUUCCUAUACUCUGACUGGAGAUGGGGGGCUUUCGCGUGACGUUACACGAGUGGAGUUUCGGGAAACUCUGGUGGUGACACCCUUGCAAGAAGCAUCCAGAACUUCCUCAGGGCCACUCCACGAACAACUUCAAACAUCUGACAGCGACAACUAUUACACCACGCUUUUGAAUACAAAAGUACCCCCGAAUAAUGGGCUGAAGAGAGCAGAUUCUGUGUCAGGUCGGAAUAGUGAUCCACAGGCAAACGCGGAGGAAUCGUUGCGGCGCAUCCUUUCGGACCCUCUCACGGGUGCACUCAUGGAUGAUGCCAUGAUUAUAUCAUGCGGCCACUCGGUAGGAAAUGCUGGACGAAGAAGAGUCAUGGAAACCAGCGUGUGCAUCAUAUGCGGAGCUUCGGUGCGAACAGAAGCUAUGGCUCCAAAUUACGCAUUACGCGUGGUUGUGCAAGCAUUCAAACGCGAGGAAGAAAUGAAUGGUAAUAUAUGCCUACGAUCUGCCAAGAGGAGAAGGGAGAUAAUUCAGGAGAAUAUAAGUCUGCCGGAACAGAUUGUUGCAGAUGCUACAAAAGUAAAGGGAGUACAAUUCCCGUUUGUUGUGAGUGACCGAGUGAUGAUUAAGGGAAAUAAACGAACACCAGAACGGUUCGUUGGUCGAGAGGCUGUUAUCACAACCCAGUGUCUCAACGGCUGGUACUUGGUUCGAACAUUGGACAGUGGUGAGAGCGUCCGCCUUCAGUACAGGUCUCUCCAAAAAAUGAGAGGUCAGACACCUCCAAAUGCUGGUGGAUACGGGCCCACCUAGUCGAAGAUGGUGCAUUGAGAGAAGCAUAUAUGGGAUCAUGGGAAGGAAUUGACGCUACAUUUCCAAAAUGUGAACUUCAGUGCUCUGUGCUAAUUUAGGAGAUGUGGGACUAGAAUCUGAAGUUCUAGCCAUGGACAUCCUUUCUUAAGUUCUGCUACAAAGUUGAUUCUCGCUGGGCCGAGAAAGUGGCAUCGUUACGUUACCUCUGUGGUUUUUCUCCACUGGUGCAGCUUAUUCAAAGUCUUGACGUCCCCGGCCGCAGACCCAAUUCUCUAAAUGCAACUGCUGAUAUUCGAGCAUGUAGUUUGACAGUCUGCAAGGGAAGUUGGAGAAUUUAGAACGUAGUGCCUCAUCAUGGAUCUGGAUGUGGCCGGUAAUAGGAUUCAACAUUAGAUCCUGGAGCUGUUGUGUAGGCAGGCAGGCACAUCCAGUGAAGUAUUUAGGCAAAGCAAUUUAUGGAAUGGAAACCGUUCGACAGAAUGUCAAUUUCAGCGGAAGAGCUAGCACUGCAAGGUGGGUGUUGAGCUCCGCUGUUGGCAAGAGGCUCAAGAGCCAUUGUAAGAUACUAAAGUCAGGAGGUAACCCCUCAAACGAUUCGUGCUUGUGGCACAGAAAUUGUUUGCUUGUAGAGACCGCAUACCUAGUUUGAUUGCUCACGGUCUUUUCGGAGGGCUCUUUAUGGCUGACGUACCAGAUCAUUUAGGGUGGUAAUGGAUGAGUGGAAAUGAACGGCGAACCCUGCACAAUAAUGUGAGUGCAGUUUGAAGGACCCGAUCGUUAAUGUUUUCUGUCUCUACUAAUCGCAACAACCUUGUAAUGCAA